CUGAGGUAUUACUUAUGUUAACAAAAUUUCAGAGGCCAAAGAAAACUUAGUACGUAAAACUCAAGCAGCUCAACAGGCAAAAAUUGGAUCUUCACAAUGUUCCUGAGACCUGUGUGUCUAGUGCUGUUGGUUGCCUGCCUCGCUGUGGCCGAUGACAGUGACGACCACCGUGACUCACGCGGUGAAAUUGUGCAGUGCAUCCCACAUGAGUGCAACAAGCCCUGCAACCCUCCACCAUACUACUGCCCCUCAGGAGUUGUAAAGAACUGUGGUUGCUGUGAUGUAUGCUGGAUACACUUGAAAAAUGGAGAAAGCUGCCACAAGAGAGUUCCCGAAAACACAAUGUGCGGGCCACAUUUAGUGUGUGGUUCUAGAGGUGCGUGUGUGCCCCUGGCUAGAGAAAAUGUGGAAGAUGAUGAAGACAGCUCCGACAGCUCGAACAGCUCUGAGUAAGACCCUGCAUACAAAAAAGCAAUGCCGUGCUUGCACGUAACUUCUAUAAGUUUUAAUAUUUUUCAGGAAGAUGAAGUUCAAUGUAACUUAUAGAUAAUUCUGAAAAUAAACCAUUAUAAGUAUUA
Molecule: messenger RNA, 578 nt
Organism: Schistocerca americana (American grasshopper)
Lineage: Eukaryota; Metazoa; Arthropoda; Insecta; Orthoptera; Acrididae
Exons: 3
Coding region: 97-453 (118 amino acids)
Molecular function (GO): protein binding
Source: RefSeq, a predicted model, not a curated record